Molecule: messenger RNA, 5427 nt
Organism: Cuculus canorus (common cuckoo)
Lineage: Eukaryota; Metazoa; Chordata; Aves; Cuculiformes; Cuculidae
Gene: GPRC6A
Product: G protein-coupled receptor class C group 6 member A
Exons: 6
Coding region: 156-2939 (927 amino acids)
Biological process (GO): G protein-coupled receptor signaling pathway
Cellular component (GO): membrane
Molecular function (GO): G protein-coupled receptor activity
Source: RefSeq, a predicted model, not a curated record
CAGUGAAGAGCACACAGGCACCUUAUGAGGUGUGACUAACUUCUGAGUGCAGCCUUUUUCCUGUGCUGCUGUUUAUAGAUGACAUAGGAGCCCUUGUUGGCCCUGCAGCUUGCUUGAUUGACUUAAAGCUGGCAGUGACCAAGUGAAACAGAAACAUGGCAUUUGUCGGUUUUUUGAUUCCCUGCUUUGUGAUCAGUGCUGAUAUUGCUUUUUCUUGCCAGAACACUGAUGACUUCGUGAGUGCCAGUUCUCCAGGGGACAUUGUUAUUGGAGGCUUGUUUGCAAUUCACAGUGAAAUGCUGCAUCCAGAAGAAUAUCCCAUCAAGCCAGUAAUUCAGAAUUGUGCUGGCUUUGAAAUUCAAAUUUUUCUUCAGGCACUUGCGAUGAUACAUGCUAUUGAAACAAUCAACAAUUCAACGCUGUUAUCUGGAGUUUCUCUGGGCUAUGAAAUCUAUGACACAUGUGCAGAAGUUACAAAAGCCAUGGCGUCUGCUCUGAGGUUCCUGGCUAAAUUCAAUUCUUCUGAGGAUGUUGUAGAGUUCAAGUGUAACUACUCAGACUACAACCCGAGAGUUAAGGCAGUUGUUGGAGCCAGCUACUCAGAGGUGUCGAUGGCAGUUUCAAGGCUGCUGGCUUUGCAACUAAUUCCACAGGUCAGUCCUUCAUCAUCAGCUGAAAUCCUCAGUGACAAAAUCCGGUUUCCUUCUUUCUUCAGGACUAUCCCCAGUGAUUUUCAUCAGACAAGAGCAAUGGCCCACUUGAUCAGUGAGUCUGGGUGGAACUGGAUUGGAGUAAUAGCCACUGAUGAUGACAAUGGACGGUUCGCUCUGGAAAGCUUUGGGAUCCAGGCCAUGGCAAUCAAUGUUUGCAUAGCUUUUAAAGAAAUGCUGCCUGCCUAUCUCUCUGACAACACCUUUCACACCAAAGUUGAUUAUGCAAUUGAGAAGAUUGUCAAGGAAACCAGAGUAAAUGUUAUUGUUGUCUUUAUGAGACAGUUCCACGUGCUCAAAUUAUUUAAGAAAGCAAUUGAGAGGAAUGUAAGUAAAGUCUGGAUUGCAAGUGAUAACUGGUCAUCUGCAGUCAGAAUCAGUACAAUUCCCAAUAUCAAACAGCUGGGAACCAUUGUGGGAUUUGGAUUUAAAAGUGGAGACAUCUCCACAUUCAAAGACUUUCUAAGAAAUCUUCAUGAAAAGCCCACCACCAACAACAAGUUUUUACAUGAAUAUAUUAUGAUUUUGUCAGUCUGUGCACAUCUGGAAUAUCACGAUUUUCAAACAUGCAUUUCAAACCAGUCCCAAGAUGAUCUAUUGCAAAGUGUUGACAACAAACAUCAGAUAUGGAGAGCUGAUUUUUUGAUUGCUAACGUUGAACCAGGUUUUAUUCGUAGUACUAUACUUGCAGUCUAUGCCAUUGCUCAUGCAAUUAAAGGGCAAUGCAAAGACAGAAAUUGCAAGGAUCCAAAUGCCUUCGCUCCCUGGGAGCUCCUUGAAGAACUUAAAAAUGUUACAGUCAUUGAUGAUGAUAAAGAAAUCAAGUUUGACUCUAAUGGAGAUAUGAGCACCAGUUAUGAUGUACUACUUUGGAAAGAAAUUGAUGGCCACAUGGAAAUCACCACUAUGGCAGAAUAUGACGCGAAGAAUGGUGACUUUAUCUUUGAGGAUGAGGAGAAAAAACAAGAAUUUCAGGAUUUAAAGAAGGUUCAGUCAACAUGCUCCCAGCACUGCAGGCCAGGACAGAUGAAAAAGAUUACAGAAAGUCCACACACAUGCUGCUAUGAGUGUGUUUACUGCCCAGAAAACCAUUACAGCAAUCAAACUGAUAUGGACUACUGCUACCGAUGUAGCAACAAAACUUACUGGGCUCCUGUCAACAGUACCACAUGCUACAGAAAGACAAUCCAUUUCCUCGCCUGGACUGACUGGUUUGCUAUUUUCCUCCUCCUUCUCUCUGCUUUUGGGGUUCUGUUGGUCUUGUCAAUUGGUGUAGUAUUUACUAAAAACUUGAACACGCCAGUUGUAAAGGCAUCUGGAGGUCUAACCGUCUGCUACAUCAUUCUCUUCAGCCACUUCCUAAUUUUUUUAAGCACCGUCUUCUUCAUAGACGAACCCACAGAAUUCAAGUGUAAAACUAGGCAAGCCCUCUUUGGCAUAAGUUUUGCACUCUGCAUUUCAUGUAUUUUAAUAAAGUCACUGAAAAUUUUACUAGCCUUCAGCUUUGAUCCCAAGCUGCAGAAUAUCCUGAAAUGUAUAUAUAAACCUAUUCCCACUGUGGUCAUCUGCACUGGAAUUCAAGUUGUCAUUUGCACCUUCUGGCUAAUAUUUAGGGCACCUUUUGUCAAGCAAAAUUUCUCAUUCCCAAGAGCAAUAAUUCUGGAGUGCGAUGAGGGCUCUAUUGUGGCUUUUGGGAUUAUGCUGGGCUAUAUUGCUGCCCUAGCCUUCAUUUGCUUCAUAUUUGCCUUUAAAGGUAGGAAGUUGCCAGAGAACUACAACGAAGCCAAGUUCAUCACCUUUGGCAUGCUAAUUUACUUUAUAGCAUGGAUUGUAUUUAUCCCUGUCUAUGCAACUACAUUUGGAAUAUACCUGCCAGCAGUGGAAAUCAUUGUUGUUUUAAUAUCCAAUUAUGGAAUUCUCUGCUGCACUUUUCUUCCAAAGUGCUAUAUCAUCAUUUACAAGCAAGAAACAAAUACAAAAUCUGCUUUUCUCAAAAUGAUUUACACUUAUUCCUCCAAGAGUGCAAGCAGUCUUGCUGUUAGUCAGAUUUCUAUGGAUUCAAAGUCUUCCAGCUCCCGAGCUACUAUGUCAGACUCCUGUAAAUCUCAGAAAAACUAUGUGAAUGGAAACUGUCAUUUCCAAGUGCAAGAGCAGAGACUAACAAGAGGAAUAGUUCUCCCUAAAAGUACUGCAAAGACAAUGGCCAGGAAAAGACUCUCCAGCAUAUGACUGGGCAGCAUAAAAGUACUAGAAGAUGAAAAGCCAUCUCAGGGAGCUAUUUCUUUUUCAGGUCUCUUUCUUCUUGGCAUCUCCAAAGAGAGCAUGCCACACAAAAUGCAUUCUCCUUUCAUACUUGAACUGUUAUCCAUUAUCAGAUUUGGAAGGCUCUCCUUGCUCAGAGUCCAGACCCUGCUCCUGCAGGUGUCAUAAGGUGCAGUCUCCCUUCCUUUCCUGGCCCACUCAUGUAGACCUGUGGGAUUUCUCACAGACAAGAGAAACAGGCAGGAAAAUAUGGGUUUAGCUCUCUUUUUUUUGUGUCUUUGAUGCCGAAUUGUUUAAGGAGCUCUUCUUUUCACCUUGCUCUGUUUUACAGAUCAAACAGAGCACUCUCAGUCUUUAUUUGCUAGGAUAAACAAGCCCAGUCCUUUAGUCUCCACUUUUAAGAUAAGCUUUCCAUUCUCCUGAACAUCCAAAAGUUACCCUUUUCACUACCUUUCAGUGAAUCCUCUUUUUUCCCCACUAUCCAAAAUUGCACACCUUAUUCCAGACUAGUGUGACAGUAACUUUUGAAGUUCCUUGUAUUUAGCAGGAGGAUAAUGAACUAGAGACAUGUCUAUCUAAAAAAUAAGAAUUUCUCUGGAGGUCUGUAGUUAUACGUAUGUUCGUCUAUUAUUUUUGCCCAUACUCAGAGGAAGUACACUGAUUCACCUCAUGCACCUCCUCUGAUGCAUGAGGAGAGAGGAAUCACUGUGUUUGUCCCCAGUUAUCCACUUCAUUGUAGAUGUAAUGUCGAUGUGUACUGUCAAAACUUACAAACACUAAUCUAUUCCUCUCAUUAGCUUAAAUAAUGCAAUGAUCGGGAUCAGCAUGAGUGCAUCUUGGGAUUUUUAGCUUUUUUGAUAUGUAUUUUAAAUACAUGAUUUUCAACAAGAAAAUAACCAGUACCAUGACAACACAUAGAAAUAGCAUGAACUGCUAAGAGCUGCACCAAAUAAGUCUCUGCUCUGUAGCUCCAUGAACAUAACUAUGCUGCAAUUUCUAGAAAGAGGGAGGCUAGAAAGUUGCCUGGCAGAGAAGGAUCUGAGGAUGUUGGUUGACAGCCGGCUGAACAUGAGCCAGCAGUGUGCCCAGGUGGCCAAGAAGGCCAAUGGCAUCUUGGUUCGUAUCAGAAACAGUGUGACCAGCAGGUCCAGGGAGGUUAUUCUGCCCCUGUACUCGGCACUGGUGAGACCGCACCUCGAAUACUGUGUUCGGUUCUAGGCCCCUUGCUACAAGAAAGUCAUUGAGACUCUGGAGCGUGUCCAGAGAAGAGCAACAAAGCUGGUGAAGGGGCUGGAGAACAAGUCUUGUGAGGAGCUGCUGAAGGGACUGGGGUUGUUUAGUCCGGAGAAAAGGAAGCUGAAGAGAAACCUUACCACUGUCUAAAACUACUGGAAAGGACAUUGUAGCAAGGUGGGUGUUAGUCUCUUCUCCCAAGUGGCAGGUGAUAAGACAAGAGGAAAUGGCCUCAAGUUGUGCCAGGGGAGAUUCAGAUUAGACAUUAGGAAAAAUUUCUUCACCAAAAGGGUCAUCAAGCACUAGAAUGGGCUGCCCAGGGAGAUGGUCUAGUCACCAUACCUGGAUGUACUGAAAAGGUGGUGCUUAGGGAUAUUGCUUUAGGGAUAUGAUUUAGUAGUGGGCGAGUAGAGUUGGGAUUGAUGGUCUCUUAGGUCUUUUACAACCUAGUGAUUAUAUGAUUCUAUGAUUCUGUAGGAAAAGCAAAAGGCACGUUCAGAGGAGGAAUUUUUCUGUUGCAACAAUGGUACCACAGAACUUUUUCAAACCGUAAACAGCAGAGCUAUGUUCCCAGUCCAGACUGUGAAGAAUAUUUUUCCAUGUUCAUAAAGCCCAUGAUCAGGACCACAGAAAAUUCUGUGCCAUGUUGCUGUGAAAUAAUAUGAAAUUCCUUGAGUUUUGCCAAUAUAUCCGUUUUUCCGUCAUUUCUUUUUGUAUGUUAUAACCAGUAUCUAUCUGAUUUUUCCACUCAUAUUUUCUCAAAAAUAACUAUAGAUUACAUUUCUGCAAUGGGCACAGCCAAUGAAAUUACUUUAAUAUGUAGGCUACAUAUGCAAUACGUAUCUGUACAUUUAAAAGUAAUUUGAAUGGUAAGGGUGCAAUUUACAUUUGAGUAAUUAUAGAAGUUCUGUAUCUGACUGGAAGAAUGAAGAUUUAUGUACAUGCAUUUAUAUGAUGAAUGCUGUUCAUGAAUCAGCUGUUAAGAAUAGUGUUCUGAACACAAAAUUAUUGUACAGUACAGUAAUAUUAAAAUUCUAGCAAUUUGGCUGCUGAUGCAGUAAAAAAAAUUUUCCCUAAAAGAGAGAAGCAAAGCUUAUGUUGCACAACUACCAGCAUUAAGCUAGUUAGAAAAGUUAAUUUGGCUUGAAUGUUGUACCUGUAUUCAUUGUUUUCAAAUGUAUUGAACAUGUCAUGUCUUUAAGAUAUAAGGAAAGGGGAUGAA